UAAAAUAUGCCUCCCCUCCCUUGCUGGCCCUUUAAUUGUUGGGUGUUUAAUUGCCAAUUUUGGACAAAUUAGGGAAGUGUUGACUCUACCAAAUUCGAAUAAUGGAGGGACUUUAAUUGUUGAAAUUGCUUUUCUUGUUGUAAUUAUUCGAGCAAUGUUGGGAAUUAAUUCGUCUUCUCUUUUGCAUAAUUUGUCACUCAUUUGCUUGUUAGGCAUUCUCUGCCCUCUAAUUGAAUGUUUAAUUGUUUUACUGGCCGCUACACUUUUAUUUAAAAUUAAUUUAUCAAUUGCUAUACUUUUUGGUUUUGCAAUUUCUGCCUCUUCUCCUCCAGUUAUUGUACCAACAAUUAAACGUUUGGAAGAAAAACAAUUUACAAAUAAUGACGAUUCUGGAAUUCCAACAAUUAUUUUAUUCAGGUUUUUUUGAGUUAAGGGGAUCGAGACAGGGAUAAGGGGAUCAAAGAUUUU
Messenger RNA from Meloidogyne enterolobii, 468 nucleotides. Lineage: Eukaryota; Metazoa; Nematoda; Chromadorea; Rhabditida; Meloidogynidae. The record is from the annotation of a GenBank genome assembly.